CAAUUACAUAUUUCAUAUACUUUCUCAAGUAGUCGGUACAAAAAUAAUCGAUAUUUUUGCAACUCUAUUGUCAGUUCCUUUCCUAAUAAUUUUUUUGUCUGCUAAGACGUGUUUUAAUACUUUUUAAGUGUUUUAACAGAUAAAUAACCAUGUCUACCGCCACCAUUCGUACCCGGAAAUUCAUGACCAACCGCUUGUUGGCCAGAAAACAAAUGGUCUGCGACGUCAUCCAUCCCGGCUUGGCCUCCGUCAGCAAGACUGAAAUCCGCGAAAAACUCGCCGCCAUGUACAAAGUUACCCCCGAUGUAUGCUUCGUCUUCGGUUUCCGUACCUGCUUCGGUGGUGGUCGCUCCACUGGUUUCGCCUUGAUCUACGAUACCUUGGACUUCGCCAAGAAAUUCGAACCCAAAUACCGUUUGGUUCGUCAUGGUCUUAUGGAAAUCAAGAAACAGACCCGCAAGCAACGCAAGGAACGUCGCAACAGAAUGAAGAAGGUCCGUGGUACCGCCAAGGCCAAGAUCGGUCAAGCCGCCAAGAAGUAAACUAUGAAUGCA
Molecule: messenger RNA, 554 nt
Organism: Musca vetustissima
Lineage: Eukaryota; Metazoa; Arthropoda; Insecta; Diptera; Muscidae
Gene: RpS24
Product: small ribosomal subunit protein eS24
Exons: 2
Coding region: 150-542 (130 amino acids)
Biological process (GO): translation
Cellular component (GO): ribosome
Molecular function (GO): structural constituent of ribosome
Source: RefSeq, a predicted model, not a curated record